Messenger RNA from Gracilinanus agilis (Agile Gracile Mouse Opossum), 954 nucleotides. Its product is annotated as olfactory receptor 5B12-like. The coding region runs from base 1 to 954 and encodes 317 amino acids. Gene Ontology annotation, molecular function: G protein-coupled receptor activity; olfactory receptor activity; odorant binding. NCBI's taxonomy places the organism in Eukaryota, Metazoa, Chordata, Mammalia, Didelphimorphia, Didelphidae. Gene Ontology annotation, biological process: sensory perception of smell; G protein-coupled receptor signaling pathway. Gene Ontology annotation, cellular component: membrane. The transcript has a single exon. The record is from RefSeq and is a predicted model, not a curated record.
AUGGCAACUAUGGAGAACCAGUCAGAAGUGAAGGAGUUUAUCCUUCUGGGAUUAACGGAUGCCCCUGAGUUGCAGGUCCCCCUCUUCAUAAUAUUCACUACCAUAUACCUCAUCACCUUGGUGGGGAACCUGGGGAUGAUAGCUCUGAUCUCCUGUGACUCCCAUCUUCACACACCCAUGUACUUUUUCCUCAGCCAUCUCUCACUGGUGGAUUUUGGCUAUUCUUCAGCUAUUACUCCCAAGGUAAUGUCCAUGUUCCUCAUGGAAGACAAGAUAAUCUCUUAUGGUGGAUGUACUGCACAGUUUUUCUUCUUUGUGGCCUUUUCCACCACUGAAAUUUAUCUACUGGCUGCUAUGGCUUAUGAUCGUCAUGCAGCUGUGUGUAAACCUCUCCAUUACACCACCGCCAUGACAUCUAGGGUGUGUGCUGGUCUCACUAUUGGUUCCUAUUUAUGUGGUUUUCUGAAUUCUUCCAUUCACACGAAAAAUGCCUUUAGUUUUGAUUUCUGUAGUUCCAGCAUGAUCCAUCACUUUUUCUGUGAUUUUCCAGCACUUGUGACUCUCUCCUGUUCAGAGACACACAUCAGUGAAUUGGUUGUCUUCUUUGUUGUGGGAUUCAAUGUCCUUUUAACCCUUUUCAUCAUCUUGAUAUCCUACUUAUUCAUCUUUAUUGCCAUCUUGAGGAUGCGUUCAACUGAGAGUCGACAGAAAGCCUUUUCUACGUGUGCUUCCCACCUCACAGCAGUGUCCAUAUUCUAUGGGACAGUAAUAUUUAUGUAUCUACAACCCAGCGCUAGUCAUUCCAUGGACACAGACAAAGUAGUGUCUGUCUUCUACACUAUAGUCAUUCCCAUGUUGAACCCUCUGGUCUAUAGCCUGAGGAAUAAAGAUGUCAAGAGUGCUUUUAUUAAAAUUUCUCAGAGUGCAAAGUCUUCAUUAGUCUUAUCCUUUUAA